ACCAUAUCUGGGGCACUAGCGGAGUCGUUACUGCUCUCAGAAUUCCAGUCAUGGAGGUUUUCAACAAAUCCAAGGCCGUGAAGCUCCGAAGCCACCUAGACAAGUACCUCUGCGCCGACGAUGAUCAAAAGACGGUACGUCAGAGGCGCAACGGCUCGUCGCGCAGAGCCGCAUGGUUCGUAGAGUUCGUCGAAGGGAAAAGCCACGCGAUACGCUUGAGGAGCUACCACGGAACGUACCUCACCGCCGCGGACGAGGGAUUUCUUCUGGGCAUGACCGGGCAGAGGGUGAUUCAGAAGGUGCCGGAGAAAGGCCACUUCUGGAAGUGCGAGUGGGUGCCGAUAAAGGACGGGUUCCAGGUGAAGCUGAGGAGCUGGUCCGGCAAAUACCUCCGCGCCAACGGAGGGACUCCGCCGUGGAGGAACUCGGUCACGCACGACGACCCGCACACCACGUCCACGCAGAACUGGACCCUCUGGGAUGUGCAGGCGGUGGAGGUCGACUCGAUUACGGAGUUCAUGUUGUAUCUGUCGAGCUCAUCUUCUCUGUCCGAUGAGGUUUUGGGGUCGGAACCGGAGUCCCCCAUGUCCGUUAUCUCCACCACGUCCCCGACGCCGUUUUAUUCAAAUCAGGCGCAGAGCGAGUAUUCCAACAUAUUCCGGUCUGGAAUGGAUCUCUUCCAAAACGCCAAGGCGGUGCGCCUUCGUAGCCACCACGACAAGUACCUCUUGGCCGAGGAGGACGAGGAGUCCGUGAUCCAAGAUCGAUAUGGAUCGUCCAAGACCGCCCGCUGGACUGUCGAGUUCGUGCCGGAUUCACAUCACAUCAUCCGCCUUAAGAGCUGCUACAACAGGUACCUCACCGCCUCCAACCAACCCUUCUUGCUCGGAAUGACUGGUCGCAAGGUCGUCCAGUCUCUGCCCCGGAGGCCCGACUCCUCCGUCGAGUGGGAGCCCAUCAGAGAAGGGAACCAGGUCAAGCUCAGGACCCGUUACGGAAACUUCUUGAGGGCCAAUGGCGGCUUGCCACCUUGGCGGAACUCCGUGACCCAUGAUAUUCCUCACAGGACGUCCACCCAAGAUUGGAUACUUUGGGAUGUUGAUAUCAUCGAGAUUCUGGUUCAGUCUCCGUCUUUUAAAUCUCAGCCUCCUCUGCCACUUCCACCUUCCGACUCUCUGCAUUUCGAUGAUUCGAGCUCACCAUCUUCGGUUUCCAUCAAAUCCGGGAAAUUUUCGAGACAAGAGUCUACAGAUUCUAAUGUGAGUUCGCCACCCAAGUCGGAAGGGAGGACUAUAUAUUACCAAGUGGCCGCUGAUAAUGGUGAUGUGGACGACGAAACAGUGGAGGGAUAUUCUUUUACUUUUAAGGGGAAUGGCGUUGAUGAAUUGACUCAUAAAUUCGUGGAAGAGACGGGAUUAGAGGGUAUCAUCCUGUGUCAUCGCAAUCCCUUGAAUGGAAAACUAUAUCCCCUUCGCUUGCAGCUUCCUCCAAACAACACGACUAUGAAUGUCAUAGUCGUUCUGUCUUCGUCAAAAGCGGCAAAGGACUUUGCACAACAAGGUUUAUAAGUAGGAGGGAUCAUCAAUUUUGCUCAAAAUAUCAACAAACAACUGUUGUGUACUUUCUAAGGGAGACAUGUUCGUGUUCGAAUGCCACCUCAAAGCAUCAUGAAAUUAACCCUAUCAGGUAGCCUAUUUACCUGUUGUGUUCAUACACAGAAUCUACUAUGCAAACGAAUGGAGAGAAGUAAAAGCAAAUGUGGAUAUUUUCUCCAUCUAAUAACGUCUCUAUUUGGUUCUUCUUGGCAGCAAUUUUGAUGAUACUUGUCUUAUAUGUAGGAACUUCUGCACACUUUCUGCGUUUUGUAUUCUGCUUCCAUUUUGUUUUCAAUUAGAAGAUGCCUCCAUCUAAAUAGAAGAUAUAUGAGUUGGGAAAUUUUUAUUUCCAA
Messenger RNA from Carya illinoinensis, 1948 nucleotides. RefSeq lists its product as uncharacterized. The transcript has 4 exons. The coding region runs from base 51 to 1568 and encodes 505 amino acids. The record is from RefSeq and is a predicted model, not a curated record. Lineage: Eukaryota; Viridiplantae; Streptophyta; Magnoliopsida; Fagales; Juglandaceae.